Molecule: messenger RNA, 5264 nt
Organism: Python bivittatus (Burmese python)
Lineage: Eukaryota; Metazoa; Chordata; Lepidosauria; Squamata; Pythonidae
Gene: CUNH6orf89
Product: chromosome unknown C6orf89 homolog
Cellular component (GO): nucleolus; Golgi membrane
Source: RefSeq, a predicted model, not a curated record
ACUGCUGGACUCGCUUGGACGCGCGUCUCGGGUCCAUGUUGGUUCCACGCGACUCGGCCGCCCCGCAGGAGCCGUCUGGGCAGUUCAUGGGGAUUUUUCAUCAGAGGACAUGGAGCUUUCUGCCAGUGAACUCAGCAUUUACGAUAAACUUUCGGAUACUAUUGACUUGGUGAGACAGACUGGUUACCAAUGUGGUAUGUCUGAAAAGGCCAUUGAGAAAUUCAUCAAACAACUCUUAGAGAAAAAUGAACCACAAAGGGGACCCCCACGCUUUCCUCUUUUAAUGGUUCUCUAUAAGGGGUUGGUUACCCUGGGAGUAGUUUUACUAACAGCGUACUUCAUGAUCCAGCCAUAUACCCUUUCACCACCUGAAAAUACACUUACCAAAACCCAUCCAUGGGGUUCCCUCAUUCAUCAUAUCCGGUUGCUGCCAUUACCCAUUACCAAGAAAUACAUGCUGGAGAAAUGUCCAGAGUGGUGGGGCUUAGACUGUAGACAGAAUAUGUCUCUAACUGCGAAGUGCUCUUGCUGCUGUUCCAUGAAAACCCUUGUGGCUCCAGUUGACCUUAGGCAGCUAUCGGAAAAAAUCCUGCAAGGGCAGCCUCUCUUGAUCAAGACAGGACAGUAUCGUUCUUAUGCUGAAAUGAAACAUUUUCAGUCCCUCUACUCCGAAUUGACAGAUUUUGUGAUACAAGAAGAGGCAGCUGAGUUAUGGAGCAGCCGUUCCAGGCAGCAACCUCCAUUUCCUGUUUUCCGGCAAAACCCUCUGAAUAAAUCUCAAAUUCUGCAAGAGAUUUUUCCCAUCUUCUCUUCACUGCUGUUUCCAAAGGCCAUUUCUCUAAAAAGCUGUUUUCUUGUCCACCAUCCAAGGCUUCAAGAUAAGUCAUACAGACUGCAGAGCACCUUUGUGGUAGGAAGUGGUCGGCUCAUCUUAUAUGUUAUUCCUUCUCUCUUGUGCAGAGAGCACUGCAAGACAUUGAUGGUAGAGCUGGAAGCUGGAGAUAUUGGUUUUACAAAUGUAGAUUAUUGGACAACAAGUUUUAACUCCAGAGGAUCUGAACCCGUUGUUGUUUGUGAUGGAUCUGCCAGUUAAAAACUCAAAGUGUAAGAACUCAAUAUCAGACACAACAAAUAUGGGGAUGAUACUGCUACAGUUUCCAGUGAUAAGUUUUCCCUUCUCAUCUGCAAUGAAGAAAGCCAUGCACUUUUAAAAGGACAUUUUAUUCAAAGUCACUGGCUUGUCUUUCAGAUGUUUUGGUAGGAACUGGAAGACCUCUUUUCUCUAUUUUUUUGUGGAAUUAUUCUUGAAAGCUGACUGAUGGAUUUUGUGGAGGGAAGGUUCUGUAAAGUACUGUUUGUGAACAUUGUUCCUCUUGACAGUGCAGAAAAAGUUAUCUCAAAAUAUUUCUUUCCAGACAUCCUGGAGGAGGUAAUGUCAGAGCUGCUGAUGAAUCUGUCUCUGGAUCAUUGCUUUAAAAGAGCAAACUACUGAAAUAUUGUGGAGACUGAGAAAUUAAAAAUGUCUCUCGAGAAAAGCAUUUGCUCAGGUUCUUAUCCUGUGUUACAGUUUGAAUGCAGGAAUUUGGUCCACAGCUGCAUUUUUUUUCUUUCACUGUAUUGUGAUGACACAUCUUCAUAAUAUUUGUUCCAGUAAAAAAAAAAAAUCAUGUUAUCUUUCCACCUAAGAACACAGCAUGACUUUAUGUAGUCAUCAUCAAAAGUGUGUGGCUGAGGUAGGGUUUGUAUGCUUGACAGAGAAAAGCAUCCUGCAAAUUUAUUUCUCUAUCUCCUUUCAUAAAUGCUGAAAUAUGUACUCUUACUGCUUUUCCCUGGACUAAGUCAGUAGAAUGCCAAAUCCAUUUUUUUUCCAAAAUGAGUAAUGUGCAUCAAAGAGCCAAAUUUAUUAGAGGGCUGACUUGGUGAGAAUGGUGAGCAUCUUCUUCUAAAAAUUAAGCCUUUGGAGGGCGUCUGGGUUGGACACUCCAAAUCAGUCACCAUUUUAGUUUGUUAUCAUGGUUGACUUGAGCUUGGGAAAGUAUAUCUUGAAAGCACUUUCUAAAAUUUUCAUUUGAAUUUCUCCAUAUCUUUUUAAAAUUGAGGUGGAUAAUUUGUGGGCAGGUUUGGAAUGUGCAAUGUUUAAUGUGUGCCAUGAAUAUGUUUGCCAUUCUCUCUGAGCAUUAAUUGCAUUCUCUCUUCCUUUAGCAUUUUCUUAGAAUACAUGUUUGAUCCUUGAUCCCCUUCCCAACUUUUUGCAUUUCCUCAUACUUUUUGUGAACUCAUCUAUCUAGUGUCUUUAGAUGGGAUUACUUUCCAGCAUGUGUUGUCUGAAAUUGUAGUGGUGUUUCCCUUGAGUGAAUCUUUAGGUUCCUGUUGUGUUAAGAUAAUUUGCAGAUGCGUCAGGCUGAACUCAGGCCAGCAGUGAGGCUAGUGUGCAUAUUUGUACAUGUUUAUGUGCUUUGGGGGAUUCUUUUAUUAAAAUGCAACCUUUCAAAUGAAAAGCAGAGUUGUAUUAAAGCAGAGGACAGUUUUAAAGAAAGGACUAGAAUAAGAUCUUUGUUUUUUAAAAAUAUUUCAGUUAAUUAUUAAUUGUUCAGCAGAGUAACAGUUAAAGGACCCUGUCAGAAUCAUGACCCCAUUCUCCAUGGGCAUAGUGCCAACAGACAAACAUUGUUUAUUUCCUUCUGUUUCUGACUGCAAACAUGCAUAACUAAUUGGGGUACUGAGAGACUAAAUUAUGGUAAUAAGUUAGUCUUAUGGAUGUUUAAAGGAUCUGUGAAUAAAUAAGUGAUAGCACUAUGAAGCUUAAAUUUUUAGAAGGUGGGAAUUUAAUCUGCAUCACUGAUGUUAAGUGCUUGCUGACUGUUUUCACCUUUUUUUUUUGAAACAGAAAUUUCACACCAUAUAACUUUAAGUCUGUAUAGAAAAAAAAAUCUUCUUAGUAUCAGGGCUAAAUAUUUUACUAAAGGUGUGUGUGUGUGAUGAUCGCUAUAUAAGUGGACAAAUGUGUUGCUUGCUUUUUCAUUAAUGUUUCCUAUAUACUCUUAUAUGCGAAUAAGCCCCAUUAAAUUUAAUAGCACUUGCUUCUCAGAAGGCAUGUAUAGAUAAUGGAUGAAAAGCCCCCCCCCCAAUUCCCUAAGUGGAAUUCCUUGCUUGAUAUUUCUAUACUUUGGAUGUUUUUCUUUUUUCUUUCUUUUUAAUGAAAAAGCUAGAAGGUUUCUAAAUUCUUCUUCAUUCAUUUUUUACCACGGAUGAAUGUAGAUCCAUCCACCCAGAGGAUACUGUUCGUUUUGAAUUGCAUGUUGAUCAUAUUUUUGAUUUUCAUACAAAUAAUUCAAAAGGAAAAAAAAAAUCAAAGCAUUUCAGAAGAUGACAAAGACCACUUAAAUCUACAAAGUUAUGGAUUUCAUUUCUGUUUUGGUAGUGAAAUAUUUAUAUUUAAGAGAUUUAUGUCAAUGAUGCUCACUGUUUAAUAAUGUGCUGGAGAGCAGGGAAUUGAUGAGUAUUAUGUCAAUCUAAGGGUCCCUGGAGAACAAUUGUUCAAAGGUACAAAUAUUUCCAAAAGAGGGUUUGUUUUUUUCACUUUCAAAUACAGACCAGGAUAUUGUUAGCGUAUUAGACAGGGGAUAAUGUAUCUAUUCUACUUUUUGAUUCUGGUUUUCCACGUGCACUUUUGUCUUUGUAUCGGCUUCCAGAUCUGGGUCUAGGAUGUGCUAUGCACAUGUCCAAGUCUCAUUCCCUCUGGAGUUUACAUCAUUUGUUUUCAAACUUCCAGUACAUUUUCUCCUUCUUUUCUACAAGCUGCAAGGAAUUAAAAGCAGAAGUAAUUGCUCAAGAGGAAUCUGAGAUCCAAGUUCUCUGAUUUUCAGCUGAUUAAGAGCAUUUACUUAGAUAAGACCUUUAGUUGUUUCGUUUGGAAUGCAUGCUACUAUUGGAAGGCACCAGGCAGGCGAAGGCUGUUACGGAGCAUUUGUUGAUGAAUAUAUGUAUACUUUGUUGCUGUUUUCAUCACCUUUGCCACCCAGUAAUAUUCUUCUGUUGCAUGAUAUUGAUAGAUUUUUUGCAGAAAAAUCCUUUAGAUUUCCUGUCCGAUAUUCACUGUAUAUUGGUCAAACUGUUCUUUGCCUCUUUUGGAGAAGCAGCCUAGCUGCUCUGUUGUGCUGCAGUAUUUACAAAACAUUCAUUAAAUCCUGUGAGUACAGUCCUAAGGAUGGCAUUGGCUGGUGUGUUUCUUGGCUAGGUUCAGUGUCCCAGAUAUAGAUUUUGUCUGCCAGUUGCAUAGUAAUGAAAGAUUCGUCUUUGGGCAAAUUACAUGGCAUUGGUGAAUUGAGCUGAUAUAAUGGUUUGAAGAAAUGAGUAGGAUUGAGCAGCGUUUAUGAGGCUUGCCCAGCUGCCUAAAUGCACCCACAUCCAUGGAUACUUGGUGUUCAGAUCACCACGGUGUUCCUUCUACCCCCAAAUAGCAGCUUUAAGAUUUCAGUUUUCAAAUCCUGAGAUCAAGGUAGGACCAAACAGGCUUUGUAAAAUUUUCUAAACCAUUUCAGGGAAAUCAUAAGGGAGUUUCUGUUGCACACAGUAGGAGAGGUUGUAGAUAAUAUUCAUAUUUAUAGGAAGAGAGUUGUCGGUUCAAAAAGAAUGGCAAUUUUAAAAUUCAUAACUUUGACAGAGCUGGUGGUAUAAGUUAGGGGUGCACUGUUAGACUUUCCUGGAGCCACUGUUUGCCUACAAAGACAAAAUCUUCACUAGAAAUUCAGCUACCAUUUGAAUGGAAGGCAUUUACAUCUCAGAAUAUUUCUCUAUUUUUCUUUGUGAGAGAAAAAUUUCUCUAUUUUUCAUUUGUUAGGGAAAUGUACAAUUUAGCAAAGCCUGGAAGACAUGACUUUUUUAAAGAAACAAAAUUAUCUGCUCUUUUACUGACUAAGGGAAAUACUCAAGUUUCUUGUUUUAAAGACUUGAGCAUUUUUAAAAUAUCAUUUGUCCAUGCACAGAAUAGUGGUAAUGCUAUAUGUUAUAAAGGCUCAGGGGUGCCUGGGAAAUAGUUAUUUGUGUGUGUAUAUUGAAUAUCCAUGUAGUCCAAAUUAUGGAAUUUUUCAUAUAAAUGUAAAUAUGCAAUUCAUGCAGAGUUUUAUGAACAAUUAUAAAGUAAUAUAUUGCAACCUUUUGUAAAUAUUGGGAAAUGGCUGUAAAGAGUGUAAAUAAGUCAGAUUUAUAUGUUGAGAGCAGAGGUCAAUUUUUACUUUUUGCAAUUAAAUACAAUUGUUGAUGCA